GCGGCGACCUCCUGUGUCCCGGGCUGGGUGUGGGUUUGAGGAGCUGGGACUCCCGGGCGGAGCGGGGGACCUGGAGGCGCUGCGAGGACCCCGAAGAGCCAGAAACCCGGGGGAAGCAGCUCGCCCCAGCACUCGCUUUCAGAAGCUUUCUUCUUUGAACAUUUUAAGUGAGGUGUUAGAUUCUGACUGAAGUUGAUGUGAGUAACUGAAGCUGAGGAAAAUGAAAUCACAGAGAUGGGGAGACUACUUUAAUAAUUGAUAAAGGGCAACUAUCUGGCUUGACACAUUACAACUAAAAGGGAUUUGGAGAAUUUGAAUAUUACACUUUAAAAUAAAUUACUAGGAUAUGAAAAGUUAAAAAAUAUAGAUGGCCUAAUUUGGAGGUAUUGAACCUAAGUCACUCUACCACAGAUCUGUAUCCUCCAAGCCUUUUGUAUUUUAUUUUGAGGCAGGAUCUUACCAAAUUGCUGGCCUCAAAUUUGGGAUCAUUUUGCCUCUGCCUAACAGGUAGCUGGGAUACAGAAAUGUUGCUGAAGUGCUGCUGAAAGGGCCAGAGAUGCAAGGAUUUGGGACACAUUUUGAACCUUUAAGCUGUCUGACAUUGACCUCCUUUCAUUAUUAAUAUAAGAAGAAGCAGGAGCUUAGAAUGUAUUAAUACCAGUUCAUUAAUGUACUAACUGGACAAUGUUCUGCAAACAAUUCUACACUGUAAAGAACUGGAUUGGCACAAAAUAAGAUAAUUUUAUAUUUUGCUCAGCUUAUAAUAUGACUCAAUGGAGGAAAAUUUGAUAAGCAUGAGGAAAGACCAUUCUUUUCAUGUUCGUUACAGAUGAACUAGAACAGUUAGAUAUGUGUGGUAAAUUUGAAUGGAUGAAGAAUCAUUUAUUGGAACUAAGACUGGUGAUGGAAAACGUCUGUACCCAAUGAGAAAACAUAGAAGGUGAAGAUAAGACAGGCCACUAGGAAGAACAGAAGAAACUUUAUAUGUGGGAUAUAUUUUAAUGGAGAAGUAUUUUCCUGGCUUGUCUUCUGUACCUGGUUAUAUUCUUUGUUUUCAGCCCAACCAACAGAAUGGAAGCUUCUUGCCUAGAGCUGGCCUUGGAAGGGGAACGACUAUGUAAAUCAGGAGACUGCCGUGCUGGUGUGUCAUUUUUUGAAGCAGCAGUUCAAGUUGGAACUGAAGAUCUAAAAACACUUAGUGCUAUUUACAGCCAGCUGGGCAAUGCUUAUUUCUAUUUACAUGAUUAUGCCAAAGCAUUAGAAUACCACCAUCAUGAUUUAACUCUUGCAAGGACUAUUGGAGACCAGUUGGGAGAAGCCAAAGCUAGCGGUAAUCUGGGAAACACCUUAAAAGUUCUUGGGAAUUUUGAUGAAGCUGUAGUUUGUUGUCAGCGACACCUAGAUAUUUCCAGACAGCUUAAUGACAAGGUGGGAGAAGCAAGAGCACUUUACAAUCUUGGAAAUGUGUAUCAUGCCAAAGGGAAAAGUUUUGGCUGCCCUGGUCCCCAGGAUGUUGGAGAAUUUCCAGAAGAAGUGAGAAAUGCUCUGCAGGCAGCAGUGGAUUUUUAUGAGGAAAAUCUAUCAUUAGUAACUGCUUUGGGAGACCGAGCAGCCCAAGGACGAGCCUUUGGAAAUCUUGGCAACACACAUUACCUUCUUGGCAACUUCAGGGAUGCAGUUAUAGCUCAUGAGCAGCGUCUCCUUAUUGCAAAAGAAUUUGGAGAUAAAGCAGCUGAAAGAAGAGCCUAUAGCAACCUUGGAAAUGCAUAUAUAUUCCUUGGUGAAUUUGAAACUGCUUCCGAAUACUACAAAAAGACACUUCUGUUGGCUCGACAGCUUAGAGACAGAGCUGUAGAAGCUCAGUCUUGCUACAGUCUUGGAAACACAUACACUUUACUUCAAGACUAUGAGAAGGCCAUUGAUUAUCACCUGAAACACUUAGCAAUUGCUCAAGAAUUAAAAGAUAGAAUUGGUGAAGGAAGAGCAUGUUGGAGCUUAGGAAAUGCGUACACAGCUCUAGGAAAUCACGAUCAAGCAAUGCAUUUUGCUGAAAAGCACUUGGAAAUUUCAAGAGAGGUUGGGGAUAAAAGUGGUGAACUCACAGCACGACUGAAUCUCUCAGAUCUUCAAAUGGUUCUUGGUCUGAGCUACAGCACAGAUAAUUCCAUAAUGUCUGAAAAUAUUGAAAUUGAUAACAGUUUACAUGGAGCACGCCCCAAGUUGGGACGCCGACACAGUAUGGAAAAUAUGGAACUUAUGAAGUUAACACCAGAAAAGGUACAAAACUGGAACAGUGAAAUUCUUGCUAAACAAAAACCUCUCAUUGCCAAACCUUCUGCAAAGUUACUCUUCGUCAACAGACUAAAGGGGAAAAAAUACAAAACCAGUUCCUCCACUAAAGUUCUCCAAGAUGCCAGUAACUCCACUGACCAUCAAAUUCCAAAUUCUCAGAGGAAAAUCAGUGCAGAAACUAUUGGAGAUGAAGGAUUCUUUGACCUGUUGAGCCGAUUUCAAAGCAAUAGGAUGGAUGAUCAGAGGUGCUGCUUACAAGAAAAGAACUGCCAUACGACUGCCACUGCAACUUCUUCCACUCCCCCAAAAAUGGUGCUGAAGGCACCAUCUGUUUCUGUGCUGUCCCCCAACACGGAUGAAUUCUUAGACCUUCUUGCCAGCUCACAGAGCCGCCGUCUGGAUGACCAAAGGGCCAGCUUCAAUAAUUUGCCAGGGCUUCGUCUGACAAAAAACAGCAGACAGUCGGUACUUGAACACCUAAUGACUAAGGACAACAAAGAGCCUGAAGAGGGCUUCUUUGACAUCCUUGUAAAGUGUCAAGGGUCCAGAUUAGAUGACCAAAGAUGUGCUCCUCCACCUGCUGCCACGAAGGGUCCAACAGUACCAGACGAAGAUUUUUUUAGUCUUAUUUUACAUUCUCAGGCGAAAAGAAUGGAUGAGCAGAGAGUUCUUUUACAAAGAGAUCAAAACAGAGACAAAGAAUUUGGGCUAAAGGACCUUUUGCAAAGUAAUGCUUUGUUGGAAUUAAAAAGUUCAGGAAAAUAAUCAGCAAACCACUAGUUACUAUGGAUAUUUAAAAUACCUUAUUUCCUUUCAGAGCACUUCAGGGAAAUUCAAUCUGUUUUCUCCUAAAAAGAACCACAGCACUGUAAUACAGCUUAGUGACUUCAGAAUGACAAGACUUGACUUUCUGUGGUGCACUCUGCAGGCACUCGUUUCAGGUGGUGGUAUCCUGCCCUGUAAGGGGCCUCUUCAGCUUCCCACCAGUUACUGCCGGGGGCUGGGUUCUUUGGCAACUUGCUAGAGUUCUUUACUAGCAUUUAUAAAGCAGGAAUUUAAAUGAACCCUAGACUAGAAUUUAAUCCUCUUGCUGAGGUAAUUAUUAAAGAUCUUAAUUGACCAUGGCAUUUUUUAUAUCUAAUCAUGGAUUUAGUGGGAAAUAACACUCUUUAGUAAAAAUAUUGUACUUGACUGAGGUAAAAAGUUAGUCUUAUUUUUUUAAAAAUCUAGGGGCUGGGGGUUUAGCUGUGAUGUCGCCGCCUGCCUCAACAA
Fukomys damarensis (Damara mole-rat) is the source of this 3564-nucleotide messenger RNA. It is a transcript of the gene Gpsm2, whose product is annotated as G protein signaling modulator 2. The transcript is spliced from 20 exons. NCBI's taxonomy places the organism in Eukaryota, Metazoa, Chordata, Mammalia, Rodentia, Bathyergidae. Gene Ontology annotation, molecular function: GTPase regulator activity; protein binding. The record is from RefSeq and is a predicted model, not a curated record. Bases 1072 to 3057 code for a protein of 661 amino acids.